CCUUCCUCUUCUGCCUCAUUCCAGUUUGGAAUGAGGCUCACUGUUUUCGAUUCCUGCUUUGCUUGCCUUUGAGCACUUGCCCUUCCUUUUCGGCAAGUGGUACCUGCAUCAACUAGAUUUUCGGGUGGUGGUCUCACGUGGUGAUACAGGCAUGCUGCAGCUCCACAUUUCCUUUGCCGAGACCUCGAUUUCGCUUUGCAGUCUUCUUCUGUGCUGGUUUGCUCGCUUGCUGGUCGGCUGGCUGGAUCUUAACCCUGUGCUUUGCUUCGCUUGUUUAUCACAGGUGUACCAUGCCUCGGAGUAAGCCCAAAAAAACACCGGCUCCUGCUGCUCGAAAGAGCCAUAACCGCCCCAGCAAAAAAGCAAGGCACAGUGAUGCAGUCGAGGCACGCUUGGAUCAGCUGUACACUCGGUUGGCUGCUAUAGAAGCCGAGCGGGCAGCAGUGCCGGCGGGGGGGCAGGUGGAGAGUGUUGCACCUCCUGUCCCCCUGGAACCACCGGUGGGCCAACUAGUCAAUGCAGGCGAUCAGCCUUCAUUGGCCGACAUUUACAGGGUGUUGGCGCCACAAGGGCAGACGGGGGUGGUUCCUGCUCAGCUAACCCUUGCAGAUAUAUAUCGCUUAGCACAAGGGCUCAGUGCGGGACGAGGUCCUAGCAGGGCUGAGGCUGACUCAGGCCAAGGGCCUUCCACGUCGCAUGUGGCUCCAUCUCCAGAUGUGGCUGUGACUUCUGAGGCUGGGGCAGCUCAGAUGUCAAUGGUCAACAUAGGAGCAUCCACCUCAACUGCUGCUCCAGUUCGACAGGUUUCGGGCUCUGGCCCCGUACGCUUCUCCGAGUCCCUUGAGAGUGCCGGCGCACCUAUGGAAUCUUGGCGAAUAGAGGUGAACCGUGCAAUUCUCAUGUCAUUGGCUCCAUCAACCCAGCUCGCUUAUCAUCGCAGCUGGCGGGUAUUUCAAAGGUUCGUGGCAUCAAUGGGGCUGCACUAG
This is a messenger RNA of Sceloporus undulatus (fence lizard), 986 nucleotides long. RefSeq lists its product as uncharacterized. The coding region runs from base 291 to 986 and encodes 231 amino acids. The transcript is spliced from 3 exons. NCBI's taxonomy places the organism in Eukaryota, Metazoa, Chordata, Lepidosauria, Squamata, Phrynosomatidae. The record is from RefSeq and is a predicted model, not a curated record.